CUCUUUUUUAUCAUGUCUCCCUUUUAUCUGAAGAGAAUUACAAUGUGGCAUGCUGUAAACAACGAAACAGAAGUCCCCGUACAUCUUUUUCUUCUUACUCGUCUUUUUGUUUGAUUUUUUCAAAAAAUCUCUAACUUGAUAUCGUAAUGCGCUUGCUUAGUAUAACACUUAUAAUAUCACUCUCGAUACUCUUCGUUGAUGGACGAAAAGUAUACAAAAGAGCCGAAGAAACAGGUAGCGUGUCAUCACCCUCAGCUCAAGAAACCUUAGUUUCAAGCAGUCAACCGCAAGCAACUUCUAUAGCUGUCGCUACAGCGCAAACAGGAUCAGGAAGUCCAGUAAUUGGAAGCACAGCUGCUUUCUCAGGAAAUGGAACACAAGCAAAUGCGACUCAAUCAGCUCCUGUUAAUAAUGCCAACCCGUUCGCAGGCAAACCCACUUAUGCAUCUUUUUCGAACGAUAUACCACCUGCUUAUUUGACAUGGAAAAAACCUAUUCCUAAUCAAACUUUCCCUCCAUUAUACAAAAUUGGCGUCUCUAAUAUAACUUUUGAGUGGACAGUAGAUCCAAAAGUACUAAAGGUUCAGCCUGCUAAUUUGACAGUAGCUUUGGCAAAUCCACAAAAGCAAACUUACACGGCAGCCGUUGUUCCAGGCACGGCAACAUCAGCUAAUUGGGAUUUGGCUCGUUUACCGCCAGAGUCACCAUUGAUGGUAGGUUACUAUACCGUUUGGGUGUAUGAUCAGAGAGGACCUAAAGCAUUUCCUAGUCCUGGCUGGUUGAUGCCGGAUUCAAGAUUGGUCGUCGCUAUGUAUUCUACAGAAGCAUAUGUCGGUAGAACAGAUUCCAUGUUUUGUCCUACAUGCUAUUUGGGUGGAAGUAGAUCAUUUCAUGAAUCCUUUAUGCCACUGAUAACAGCCGUUGGUGUUGCAGUUAUAACGUCAAUUGUAAUACUUGUUUCAGCCCUUAAAUGAUCGUUAACUUGCUUUUAAAAGCUUAAUAUAUACCUCACAAUUGAACUUAUUUAAAAUAAAUUGAGAC
Messenger RNA from Mycotypha africana, 1041 nucleotides. RefSeq lists its product as uncharacterized. NCBI's taxonomy places the organism in Eukaryota, Fungi, Mucoromycota, Mucoromycetes, Mucorales, Mycotyphaceae. The coding region runs from base 147 to 974 and encodes 275 amino acids. The record is from RefSeq and is a predicted model, not a curated record. The transcript is spliced from 4 exons.